AGCAGGAGUAGAGCGAGCAGCUAAGAGAGAACACAGACACAUAUCGUCCGUUGGCUUGCAUCUGAGUUUUCGCGUGUCGUAUGCCAGUUGUGCUGCUACUUCUCUUUCAAGUAGUUGCGGGCAUAGCACUCUUCAUAUUUCUGCUGCAUUAUUUGUGUUACAUUUUAAAUGCCAUCAUACGCGAUUUCUGUGAGACCCUAAUAACAACGCGUGAAUUUUUGCAACGAUACGAAACGCCAACCACAACAACAACAACAACACCAACAACCACAUUAGAACAUUCCAAAUUGUCCUCUUCUCAUUGCUUUAAAUCGUCCUCCCCGUGUUCGUCAUCGUUGUCGGGCAACUUUAAAACCCAGCGUCGCCUUUCAACUUCAUUCUCUUCGUCGUCGUCGUCGUCGUUGUCGUCGUUGUCAUCGUCGUCUUCGCCUUUAUUGUCAUCAUCAUAUCGCCGUGAAAAUUGUUUCAAUAGUCAACGUCAACGGAAUUUAUCGAAAAUUCCUUUAAAAAUCAAUUCAAAAGUCAUGCAAACCUCCGAUGAUGCAAAAUUCAUUAAAAAACGUUGGAAAGGUGGCAGCAUUGAACCCCAUCCAACAGACAAGGCUUUGAUUGUCAAUUAUCAGCUGGAAGCCACAGUCUUUGGAGAUCCCAAUAAUCCUAUGCUGGAAGAAAAAAAGAAUUGUCAGAAAAUCAUCAGACUGCGCUCGCUUAGUGCUAAAACGGAUCCCGCUGCCUUAGCACGCGAAGUUGUGGACAAAUGUGAUUUAAUUCAUAAAUCCCAGUUAGCCGAUGUUGAGCAGAUUAUAUUCUAUUUGAAGAAUCGCAAGGAUAAUGUCGGAGUGGAUACACAUGACAAUAACAAGGGUCCCCGUUCGGCAAUAGCUUCACAUCGGACCACAGUGCGACCGCACACAACAAUGAGCACCAGCAUGUCAUCCUCGACCAAUUCGAAAUCAUCCGAUUCAUCAGAUGUCUCCAUCAAUCACAUAGACGAAUAUGUGGAACUGUUAUAUGAAGAUCUCAGUGAACGUAUACGAGGAUCAGCCAUGAUACUGCAGGUGGCUAGGAAUCCCGACAAUUUGGAAGAACUAGAAAAGAAUGAGGCUUGUUUGAGUGCUUUAUCCCGUGUUUUACGCGAAGAUUGGCGCAAAAGUUUAGAUCUAUCCACAAAUAUUAUUUAUAUAUUCUUUUGCUUCUCAACCUAUACGAAAUUCCAUUCGGUUAUAGUCCAAUAUAAGAUCGGUUCAUUAUGCAUGGACGUAAUGGAUUACGAGCUGCGACGUUACGAAAGUAUGCGUAACGAAUUGGAUUUACGCAAAAAUCCCGGCGGUUCAGCACCUCUUUCAGCCAAAGCCAGCAAAGAGAAACUGAACACCAGCACAGAUGAUUUCCUAGAUCUCAUGAAUGAGGAGAAACCAAAAGAGAUGGAACCCCCCCGACGCCGUAUACCCGAACUUAAACAACGUCCCAAAUCUGGAAAUUGGUCCAGUUUCCACAGCUCCAUGUCUUCAUCUCUAAUCAAAAGUCAAGUACUGAAUAGCAGCUAUCACGAGGCUCUCUCCACCGGAGCCCAAACACCCGACUCAGGUAUAUCGACCAAUGGUGACAUGAAGGCCACCAGCAAUGAGGCUCUCGAUCGCAAUGAUCCCAAAGCGAAAAAGGAGGAAAUCGAACGUCUGAAUAAACAAUUGAAACUAUUUGCCAAGAAACAAGAGCAACUGCUAAGGGUGGCCUUCUAUUUGUUGCUGAAUAUGGCCGAAAAUGUAAAGCUCGAAGAGAAAAUGCGUCGCAAGAACAUUGUGAAAAUGCUGGUUAAAGCUUUGGAUCGCCAAAACAUUGACCUUCUGAUGUUGGUCACCACAUUCCUAAAGAAGCUCUCCAUAGUGGGCGAUAACAAGGAUGAUAUGAGCGAAUUAAAUAUUGUGUCAAAAUUACCCCGGCUCUUCCAAAGUGGUCAUACCGAUCUGGUGCAAGUUACUCUAAAAUUGGUCUUCAAUUUGUCAUUUGAUGGUCCGCUGAGAAGGAAGAUGAUUGUGGCGGGCUAUUUGCCCAUGCUGGUGAUGUUCAUCAACGAUGAGAAACACCAUAGUAUAGCGGUGAAGAUAUUGUACCACAUGAGUUUGGAUGAUAAGGUUAAGGCCAUGUUUACCCACACAGAAUGUGUGCAAAUGGCCACCGAUGCCAUUAUACUCAAUUUAAAUUCCAAAGUUGAUCUCGACUUGAUUGCCCUCUGCAUUAAUCUUUCGCUUAAUCGUCGCAAUGCCCAGAUUAUGGUCGAAGGCAAUCGUCUGCACAGCCUUAUGGAUAGAGCCUUUAAAUACCAGGACUCCUUGUUGAUGAAGCUGUUGCGUAAUCUCUCCCAGCAUGAGUCCCUGCAGACGCUCUUCAUAGACUAUGUGGGAGAUUUGGCCCAAGUUCUUACCAUCUGUGAAGAUGAAGCCUUUUUGGUGGAAUGUCUGGGCAUUUUGGGAAAUCUCGCUCUGGCCGAUUUGGAUUACUCACAAAUUCUGCAAAAUUUCAAAUUAAUACCCUGGGUGCGAGACAUUCUGGUGCCGGGUGCCAAACUCGAUGAUCUGGUCUUGGAUACUAUUGUCUACCUGGGCACCUGUGCCCAUGAUGAACUAUGUGCCCUGCUCUUCUGUCGAGCCAAUGUGGUCUUAUCGCUUAUCGAAUUGCUGAAGGCCAAACAAGAGGAUGAUGAAAUUGUAUUGCAAAUAAUUUUUGUGUUCCAGCAGAUAUUGCGCCAUGAGAGUACCCGAGAGUAUAUGAUCAAGGAGACGGAGUCACCAGCCUAUCUCAUUGACUUGAUGCACGAUAAGAAUUCUGAGAUUAGGAAGAUAUGCGACUACUGCUUGGACAUCAUUGCCAUUAGUGAUACUGAAUGGGCGAAACGCAUUAAGCUUGAGAAAUUUCGCAAUCACAAUUCGCAAUGGUUGUGCAUGGUGGAGUCUCAACAGCAUGAAGACAAUAACGAAGACUAUCAGGAUGAGGAGGAUGAGGAGCAUGAUUUGGAUAAUUACUUGCGUGGUGAAUAUUUGGACAAUUGCGAUCUCUACAACAAUACGAACAAGGAGAACGAGGACAAUGAGGAUAGUAACAGCAAUAGUAAUAAUCCAGCAAGUCCCGCUAACUCCAGUUACAGUCGUCCAGUUAGUAGUUUCAGGCGCAGCCAAGAUCUUGAUGAUAUCUACAACAUGUCCUUUAGCACCAAAUCUCAAGGAUCCAGCCAGGGGGACUCAACCAGUAAUUACAUGUUUAAGUCCAAUAAAUCCUUGGACUCCGAGGGCUUACACGAAGAGCUUUUACUGGCCUAAAGC
This is a messenger RNA of Stomoxys calcitrans (stable fly), 3317 nucleotides long. It is a transcript of the gene Kap3, whose product is annotated as kinesin-associated protein 3. Gene Ontology annotation, biological process: cilium organization; microtubule-based movement. Gene Ontology annotation, cellular component: ciliary transition zone; axoneme; kinesin II complex. Lineage: Eukaryota; Metazoa; Arthropoda; Insecta; Diptera; Muscidae. The record is from RefSeq and is a predicted model, not a curated record. Bases 81 to 3314 code for a protein of 1077 amino acids. The transcript has 10 exons. Gene Ontology annotation, molecular function: kinesin binding.